Didymodactylos carnosus is the source of this 4454-nucleotide messenger RNA. Lineage: Eukaryota; Metazoa; Rotifera; Eurotatoria; Philodinida; Philodinidae. The record is from the annotation of a GenBank genome assembly.
CGGCAAACGUAACCUUAUUGGUAAAACUCAUAAUUGAAUGAACUAAAAGGCAUCAGUCUUUCUCACAUUUAAUUUAAGAUCAUUUUCAAUCAUAUGAUCGAAUCAGAAUUGCGAAAUACAGCGAAGUCUGACUUAAUUUAUCUGAGCAAAUGUUUCUCCAAAGCUUAUCGAAAGUUAGAUAGUUCAACAGUAUGACUACGGUCUAGGAGAUGUUCAUGUAUAGUAGAAGAACAGCGAGCCGAAAUUGCUGUGUACUAUCUCUGACUUUGUAUUAAUAUUGACUUUUCCUUUUCAGACAGAGUUUAUGGCGCGAUGGAAGCAACAUCUGGUUGACGAAAAUAUUAAAAAUUGAUUUCACUAUGUUCUCGAAGAAAAGUCCGAGUAAAACAUGGUGGAAUCAAGCAUAACGCGCUAAAAGCCUUCCACAAAGCUAGAGAUCGAUUAGGCAUGCCUUUCUUCGGGUAUGCGCUUGAGCAAAAAACGUCAGUAGGUCGCAGUUUCCCUCGUUAAAAACGGCCCGUAAACGGUGUAAAACCGGUACGUUUACGGCCCGUUAACGUAGACUUAACGGGACGUUAACUUGGCCGUUUUGAAUGGCCUGGGAUGUAUAUGUAAUCACACAGAUAUAUCUGCCUGUGAAUAGAAAGAUAUGUAGAAAGCAAAAAUAUAAUGGGAUUUGACACCAAAUGAAAGCGAAAAAGGGAACGGGCUAGCAGCACAAAAUCAGAUGAAAUCCUACAGUAAUCUUACCAAAUCGUAUGAUAAGAUAUCUAUACGAUCUUAUAAGACCUUAUAAGAGCUUACUGUAAGAUUCUAUAAGAUGAAUCAGUUUCUAUGAUUUUCCGUAAAAUUUUUAUACGAUCUUGUACGAUUUUUGUCUGAUAUUACAAGAUCAUACUGUAGGAUCAUAUAAGAUCUUACAGUAAGAUUCUUUGACUUGGGUUAAGGCUCAACCGCUAUGAGAUUGUAGCUUACACUCUGAUGAAUAACUUUUGCUCCAAGGUUAUAGUCUGAUUCCGAACUUCGGGUAGCAAGAAGACUGUAUUUUCUGACUAGGACUCGUUUUACUAGGCAUUUUGCGUGUAUUGGUUCGAAUUAGGAGCAAAAAAUUGCUUGUGGCGAAUUAAAAACAGUGUUCCUAAUUCGAACCGGAGAGAUGUCUAAAGAUAAUUUAAUAUCUCUGUAUAGAAAUGAAAUUAAUGGUUGAACCUCUGGAAUCCAGUUUGAUGUGGCGAACAUUUUUUGUUCCAAGAGUACACGAAGCUUUCUAAAUGGGUGCAACUGUUAGAGAAGUGAAGGAAAAUAGAAUAAAUAGAUGAAAUAGGAUAUAGCAAUUAUCAUCGAUAGAACGAUUUGCCUUGAUUAGAAAAGAGAUACUUAGAAAAUAUCCUGAUAGACAAAAUAUUAUAUACUUUCCCUGCCGUUUCGAUUAAUAAAUAUUAAGGUCAAUAGUUUUUCUGGGAUAUGAAAGCAACUCGUUUAAGAGCAAUAUCUUGUCCCUGUCACACUUAUAAAAGAACAGAUGUAUGAUACUUCUUUUUACUUGAUUUGAAUACACUGUACUUUAUAUACCAUUCGAUAGAGAAUUUUACGGGCUACAAAAUGAUAGAUAACAUAUUGAGAACAAAUUGGACCUGAGGGUCCUAACACUAGAAAUACUACCGGAGAGUGAUGUUUUCGACAUCGACGGAUAGGCUAAAUCCAUAUAAAACAGACUGCCAUUUACAUCGACCUUUGACGUCAGUGACGAGACCGACCUCAUAUUAUAGAGCUCAACAAGCUGACCGAAUGGUGAAAAUCGCAAGUCUCCAGCCUUGUUAAAAAUAAAGCUAUAGCCAUUUUACCCUCGCAGCAGAAAAAUGCAUUUUCGUCAUUUUCCAGCAGAUUUGGCCUAAAUUGUAGAACGUCUACUGACCACAUUCCCUAACGUAGAACCUUGAUGUUGGUAUCAAAUGAAAGAGCGCAUCGAGUUCUAUGUAUUUCGAUGGAGAAAAGUUAUGCUACAUCUCGGAGUCUUGAGAUAGAGAUUUCUGAAAAACCCGGUUUUGUAGAAACCUAGUGAUCUUAAAGUUACUUUCAGAAGCCUUUCAACCAUAUCAAUAGAUAGCCCCUUCAAUUCUCCAUAAAAUAAGAUGCUGGCCAAGCUUCUACGAUCUUAGACAACCGAGUUAUAGGCUUUUUAACAUUAUGAAUAUAAAUUCAGUGGCGUUAAUGCCGUUUUCAAUCUGUAUCGUAUUUUCCAUGCCACGUUUUGAUACAACAUCGUAGAAACUUGGCCAGCAUCUUAAGAUGCUGAGGAAUAAUAGACCUUAAAUAUAACACUAGAUACAUCGCCUGUUGAUUAUAGUGUAAGUUAUUUUUUCAUCAUGUUCUGCAACCAUCAGACUGUUUGACAUUAUGCUUAUAUUUGACAUACUUCCAUACUAGUAACAUACUUCGUUCGUUUUUCAAAAAAAAAACAAUAGAACAGCGAUGGAAUUAUAUUAUACUUGUAAAAAAAGAAAUGAGUAAGAAAGUAAUUGAGAGGAAACUCAAGAAAAGAAACAUUUUUGUGAAAAAAAGAAUAUAAACAAAUCAUAGUAGGUUUUUUCCACAUUGCAAACGAACAAAAUACCUUACAUGUGAAUAGAGGAUCUCUUCUCACACACGCUUAACGAGUUACAGCAAUGCAUAGAUACAUAAUUCUUUUAGUCAUCAUCUUUUGCAAUGCGCAAGAUGAUCCUCCGAUUCCGAAGUAUAAUGAGGCUACUAGUAUUUCGGCAAUGUUUUAUUCAUCUGCAGCUUAUUGUGAUCCACUUUCAUUACUUCUUUGGAAUUGUGGUAUUGCUUGUUCAUCAAAUGACGGCAUUCUAACAGUCCGUCCAGUUGUCUACGUAACGACAAAAUCAUUUACAUACGGUUAUGCCACUUAUAACACGAUUACUAAUACAAUUAUCGUAGCAUUUCGUGGCACAGACGGUAUACCGUCAGAUAUAACAUUCCGUACUUUAGAAAGUUUUCUAAAUUGGGAAACAAAUCUUGAAUUUACAAUGAUCGAUUAUAAUGGUGUACCGAAUACUAAAGUGCAUAUCGGUUUCUAUCAUGCAUAUGAUGCAAUUAAAACACAAGUACGAUCGAGUGUAUACGCUCUAGUGCAAACAUUUCCACAAGCAACAGUCCUAGUAACUGGGCAUUCAUUAGGCGGUGCCUUAGCAACAUUAGCAGCCAUCGAUUUAAAACAACAGUAUGAAGCAGCCAUAAUACAGUUGUAUACAUUUGGUUCGCCUCGUGUCGGAAAUGCAGCAUUUGUUGAUUAUAUGUACACUUUUUUUCCACAAGGGUCAAUUUAUCGUAUUGUACAUUCAAAUGACAUCGUCCCUCAAGUGCCAACAUUUAUGGAAAACUAUGUUCAUGUUGGUAUUGAAAUAUGGUAUCCCAAUAAUGAUUUGACAUAUCGUCAAUGUCUACUUGCACCACCUGUUUAUGAAGAUCCAACAUGUUCCUUUAGUCAAGUAUUAAAUCUUGAUAUAGCAGCACAUAUGCUUUAUCUUGGUUAUUCAAUAACAAAUCUUUGUCCAAUAGAAUGUCCGUUAAGUGAAUGUACUGGCUGUCCAGUAAACCUUGAAAAGAUGAAUGAUGGGGACCUUGGCGCUGCCACGAAAACUAAUACCGUAUUAGCACGGCGAACAAGAAAAUUGAGAAUCCAACAUUUGCUGUACAACAAUGUAUUGCUUCGAAAAGGUUUACUGAUGGACGGAAUUUGCCCAGGACACUGUGAUGGAUCGGGAUGUGAUGAAGUAACUGGAAUCUGUAAAGGUGGCUGUUCAAAUUCUAAUUUAUGGUGGGGACAACUUUGCGAUCAGCCAUGUCUUGGUCACUGUGAUGGUAUGGGCUGUCGUAAGGACAAUGGUCUGUGUGCCGGAAGAUGUUCAGACAACACUAAAUGGUGGUCCGAUCAGUGUGAUAAACACUGUGGCGGUCAUUGUGAUGGUUCGGGCUGCAACAAAGCAACUGGUUUUUGUAACGGUGGCUGUUCAGAUAAGGCUAUAUGGUGGGAAUUAAAAUGCUGUAAUAAUCCCUGUAUAGGACAUUGUGACGGCUCGGGUUGCAGCCAAUCUACUGGAUACUGUAAUGGCGGUUGUGCAGAUAAUACUCAAUGGUGGGGCAAAGCUCACUGUGAUCAGCACUGUAUAGGGCAUUGUGAUGGACAGGGAUGCAAACAGACAACUGGUUUUUGUAAUGGUGGCUGUUCGGAUAACACUAGAUGGUGGGGUGAUGAACAUUGUGAUCGAGAAUGUGUAGGACAUUGUGAUGGGCAGGGCUGUAAUCAGCACACUGGAUAUUGUAAUGCCGGAUGUAACGGUAAAUGGUGGGGAUUAAAUUGUGACAAUAGUUGUGCACAAUGUGAUGAUUUUGGAUGUAAUAAAGAAACGGGCGCGUGUAAUCAUAUUCCAGCACCCACAUCAGCUAUUUGA